AGACCACGGCCCGGAGGCAGAGGGUGCCGACGGCUCCGCGGCUGCGCGGGCUGCGAGCAGGGGGCGGGCGGGCGCGUGCUGGCGGCGGCGGCGGCGAAGGCGGCGAAGUCCCGGCUCCGUGCCCGCCGCGCCCCCGCUGCGGCCCGAGCGGCCUGGCUGUGGGGUCUGUGCGCAGCGAUGGCGCGGCCGCCCGGGCGGAGCCCGAGGGCCUGGGUGCCGCUGCUCUUGCUGCUGCUGGCCGGGCCCGCCGCCUGCGUCGCCAGUCCGGCAGAUGACGGCGCGGGCCCGGGGGGCCGAGGACCCCGGGGCCGCGCGCGGGGGGACACAGGUACCGACGAGGCGGUGCCGCGCCACGACUCCUCCUACGGCACCUUCGCGGGGGAGUUCUAUGACCUGCGCUACCUGUCCGAGGAGGGUUAUCCUUUCCCUACUGCUCCUCCUGUGGAUCCAUUUGCCAAAAUCAAAGUGGAUGACUGUGGACAAACCAAGGGAUGCUUUAGAUACGGCAAACCGGGAUGUAAUGCAGAGACCUGUGACUAUUUCCUUAGCUACAGGAUUAUAGGGGCUGACGUGGAAUUUGAGCUGAGUGCAGACACAGAUGGCUGGGUAGCGGUUGGAUUCUCUUCAGACAAGAAAAUGGGUGGUGACGAUGUCAUGGCCUGCGUCCAUGAUGACAAUGGCAGGGUCCGCAUACAGCACUUCUAUAAUGUAGGCCAGUGGGCAAAGGAGAUUCAGAGAAAUCCUGCCAGAGAUGAAGAAGGAGUUUUUGAGAACAAUCGAGUCACCUGCAGAUUUAAACGCCCUGUGAACGUUCCCAGAGAGGAAACAAUUGUCGAUCUACAUUUGAGUUGGUACUAUCUGUUUGCUUGGGGUCCAGCAAUUCAGGGCUCUAUCACCCGACAUGAUAUAGACUCACCACCAACUUCAGAGCGUGUUGUCAGUAUUUACAAGUACGAAGACAUUUUUAUGCCAUCAGCUGCCUAUCAGACCUUCUCCUCUCCAUUUUGUUUGCUUCUCAUUGUUGCCCUGACCUUCUACUUGUUGAUGGGGACCCCUUAAUCACAGCUGCAAAGCCAACAGAUUAAAUAGAUUAGAAAAUCUUUAGCAUAAAUAUAUUUUUAAAGAAUAUGCAGUAUAAUUUUAGUGUUUGUUAUUAUUUAAAGACUCCUACCUAUGAGUUCAGCUUUUUGGAAGAAAAAGUAAGCUUCUUUUCUAAUUUAAGAGGAUUGUAUAAUAAUGAUCCCAUACUUUUGGAAAGUACUUAAAACUUUUCUAAGCACUUUCAAGUAAGUUUCCUUAUUUGCGCUUCACAACAUCUCUGAGUUGGCUUGAUGAAAAUUACUAUUGCCACCUGACUGAAUGGGACUUGGGACCCAGGAGGGCUGCCUUUUUGUGACCCACAUGCCAUGUAGCCUUGGCCAUUUGGUCGGAUAACACAACAAGGCAGAGAAAGAGCUAGACAUAGAAAUCAUGUCUCUAAACAACCUUUACUCUUCCAACUAUGACUCAGGAGACUUACUUGGAGUAUUACUAAGGAGAAAUUCACUGGAUGGCCCUAGUUCACAGUCAGCCUUUUAGGCAGGAGAACUUUCAAAUUUCCGUGAAGCUUAAGUGCUUUUGGAUAAUUACACAGCUGAUGGGGAGAAUGGGGGAGAUUACAAUGAGAUGAAAAUGGUUCACAUUUAUUUGAAAUUUCCUCUCAACUAGCGAGUAGCUAUGAGAAAACAUUUUUUAUUGCUGUUGGAAAAGUUAGAAACAGAGCUGAGUGUUCCUGAAGAUGUAAAAUUAUAUUAAUGAUAAAAAUACGGGCAGUCUUAGCAAUUAAAAUUUGGACUCUUCUACCACUGUACUUUAUAAAUUAAGGUUCUCAUCUGUGGUUACAGCUAAUUCUGUUGUCAGAGUCGGCAUAUGCUGAGUAUGAUUAUACAAUAGAGUAAUCAUCUUAAUAAAAAUGUAAGGCAUUUUGAUAAUAAAUCAACAUUUUUGGAUAUUUGGAGUAGAAACUUUUUAAAUAUGAGAUUUUUUAAAUUAGAAAAUGGGAAAUGACUCAUAAAGUGGAUUCACCUCGAUUAUCCGUUCAGACUUGUUCAGACUUGUAAAUUGGAUUUGCAGUCAGCAUAAUUUAUAAUAAUGCUUUGGCUUAAUGCAUUGCCUUUUUUUCAAAGGAACCCAAAGUUUCCUUUGUUCCAAAUGGCUGUGUUAACAGCCCAUGUAGAGGCAAAGAAUCUAUGGAUAUGGUUAUGCGGCUGAGGCGUUUCCACUGGAAAGUUCUGGAGUCCUCGGGCUUGCAUGGGGAUGGGGGUGGGGCAUUGUUUGAAAGCUGGCUCCAACAUUGUGGGUCUUUUUUGGUUAAACAGUACUGGAGACUGUGAUUUCUAAUGCCAUCUUUGGAAUUCAUGUCAGAAGUGAAAAUCUUCCUGUGGGGAGAGCGUUCAGAUUCUUCCGGAGCUGAACAAAAGAAAGGAAAACAUGGAGAUUCUGUGAUGUUGCACAGAUCACCAAAUACAUCAGAGGGACGUUGGAGAAAUAAUCCUCGUUAGAGAUGGAGCGAGGUUAAAUGACACCAAGUGAGCAAUGGAACUGGGUGGGAUUCAAACUCAGGACAUCUGGCUCAAGUCCCUGGUUCCAGAUGGUCAUGGCUGAGGAUGGCCUGUGCAUCACCUUCUAAGCUAUCAUGGUUGUUUAGUAGUGAAGAUACUGAGGAUGCAGGCACCCACUUUGUAAAUAAGAGCAAAUAAUUUCUAUAUUUCCUUCUCGUGUAUAAUAAGCUAUAAAUAGGUUAAAAAUAAAGAGACUUCAGCUAGUCUCUCUAGCUGGCAGGGAAGGAAUAAAUUAAUGGAUUUUCCUUCUGCUUACAUUUCAAGUCAAGCUAAUUAUUUCACGAAUUGUUCCUGCUUUGAUUACCAGUUUUGCAUAUUUGUGCUUAGAACUUUCAAUGAUUUCUCAUUGCCAUUAGUGUAAAAUGCAAACGACUUUGAUUACCUCCAAUAUCAUCUUCUGUCACCACUCCUUGCUUGCUAUGACCUAGCAAGACUGAACUGCUCUCCGUUCUUCAGACCUGCUUUCUCACCUCUCAUGUGCCCUGUGCCCAAGCACUCUCCACUUCCUGUGCUUGCUAAACUGCUACUCAGCUUUCAGGUCACAGUUUAAGUAUUUCUUCCUCCAAUCCCCUUGACGAGGUAGGUUUAGGUCCCUGCCAAAUGCUCCCAUAACACACGGGGCUUCCCCACACGGGCCUCCCUGUCACAUUUUAAUAUAAUUGCUGGCUCGUCCUCCCUGCUGACUCCCUAGCAGGGACCAUUUCUUGUAACUCAUCAUUGUAACAGACACUACUGCGUAGUAGGUACUCAGCAAACACUUGUUGAAUGAAUUAAUAAACAAACUGUACUUCUAUGGCAAGUUUGUAUGGUUCAGAACACUUGAAUUUCAUACACAUUGUCAGACUAGCCAACAUUUUUAUGUUCUUCCAUGGGAUCAAACCAUAAGCCAUCCUUUUAGCAAAUACUGAAUUUUGUCUUUUGAAACAUAAAUAGAAAGAUCAUUAGUAACAAUGCUGUUUUACCUGCAAAACAUAGUUGACAUUUUUAACAAUAAUCAUUCUUCAGAAAUAAGAAUUCACAGACCAAGGAUGCAGAACAGCAUUUAACCAUCAUCUCAGAGAAUCAUCAAUUUAUAGCUAAACCUCUGAAGUUAAAACUCUGUGGACUUCCAUUUCAUUCUUACCUAAUAUAACAGAAUCGCCUUCUAUUUUAUCUCUGUAUUCCAUUUUCUAACAUAGUGCUUUUAACCCGGCAGAGACCCUACCAGUGUGUUUUUGUAAAAUGCCUGAGUAGAAUAAUAAUGCUAGCUAUAUGUAUUUAGUGCUGUUCUAAGCACUCUACAUGGAUUAAUCAUUUAAUCCUCACAACAACCAUAGGAAGUUGAUUCUAUUAUUAAUCCGAUUUUACAGAUGAAAAAACUGAGGCUAGUCAUUUGGCAUGAAUUACCAGAGCUUGCAAGGACUUUAGAAACUGUUUAAUCCAAUAAACUUAUUUAAUAAAGGCACAGCUGAGGUCUAGGAAGGAGAUAUGAUUUCCUACACAUUCAUGCCUUCAUGCACAUCCACUAAGGCUUUUAUUAAAUGGAACCCAUUAUCCACACUCAAAUUAGCCAGGUGCUUUUUUUUUUUUUCCUCUUUAGUAAUUUAUAAUGUAAAGGGGGACUUUUUGUAGUUAUAUUUGGGGAAAGGCAUCCAUUUUACUUUCUAUUAGCUUUUUUUCUCUUCUUAAAAACAUUUUGAUUCUUUAUUUUACCAGUCAUUUUAAUGCUUUUAGUAGUUUUUUUUUCCUUUUAAAUAAUACACAGAUUGGACAAGACUAGAAUGUAUUUGUCUUGGUUAAUUUUUAAAAGUGGCUUGCCUAAAAUCCAGGUCUUCUAACGCGGAGUCCAAUGCCCUUUACAUUACUCCUCUGUAGUUUCAAAGAUGAAUUGGUCAACAUGAGUUCAGGUAAAAUGCAGGAGCCAUAUUUGAUUAUCUUAAGUUGGCUUUUGUCAUUAAGAAAAUCAGAAAGUUUGGACAACUCAGGGAUGGAUUUCCAUCCCGGGUGGUUUUUACUACUAUUUCUGUAAUUAAAUUUACUGUCUAUAUACAGGAUUUUGUGCUUAAGAGAUAUUGCUACUAAGGUUGUGUGUCAUUCUGAGUUCUAGCCUAGGGUUCAGCACAUUUUUUUCUGUAAAGAGCCAGGUGGUAGAUAUUUGAGGCUUUGUGGUCUGUUUCGGCUGUUCAACUCUGUUGUAGAUAAUAAUUCGUAAACCGAUGAGCAUGGCUGUGUUCCAAUAAAACUUAAUGGACACUGAAAUUUGAAUUUCAUCCAAUUUUUACAUGUCACAAAUAUUCUUUUUUAGAUUAAAUCAAAUCGUUUAAAAAUGUAAAAACCAUUCUUAGCUUGCAGGCCACACAUACAGAAAUAGGCAGCAGGUUUGGC
Rhinolophus ferrumequinum (greater horseshoe bat) is the source of this 4964-nucleotide messenger RNA. RefSeq names its product ferric chelate reductase 1 like (gene FRRS1L). The transcript is spliced from 5 exons. Gene Ontology annotation, biological process: regulation of glutamate receptor signaling pathway. NCBI's taxonomy places the organism in Eukaryota, Metazoa, Chordata, Mammalia, Chiroptera, Rhinolophidae. The coding region runs from base 178 to 1059 and encodes 293 amino acids. The record is from RefSeq and is a predicted model, not a curated record.